Messenger RNA from Elaeis guineensis (African oil palm), 1788 nucleotides. The record is from RefSeq and is a predicted model, not a curated record. Lineage: Eukaryota; Viridiplantae; Streptophyta; Magnoliopsida; Arecales; Arecaceae.
CUCCCACACGUGCAAAGGAUACGAAGGCAAGACGCGCAUGCGGUGCGCGGGUGCGCAUGCGGUGCGUGCGGACUGCGGAAAAGUUCUUCCGCGGAGAUGACGACACCAAAGUAUGGUCUUGAAAGCGUCCACGCAAUCGGCCUUUUGGAGUGGACCCCGUGAUCCGGAGUCGACGGCUUGGGAGGGCGGCACCCACGUCUCCCAAGAGUCAAGGGCACCGCCGUGUACAAUCCAGCGAGCUAGGGUUUGGAAUUCUUCCGCAGCGAGCCGCGCAUCUGGAUCGUGAACGGAAUCGCAGCAGGCAAGAAGGUUUUUCCGAGUCUUUGGGGUUUUCUUGGAACCUUGCGGCGUUAGUCGCGGCGCCUGGUUCCAAGAUGUAUGGCUGUGGAUGAUAUGACGAUGAGUGGUUGGAUUAGGAUUUUGCAUGCUUCUGGUUGUAGAUUGCGUGCUUCCUUGGAUGGCUUCUCUGGGGAUUAAGAAACAUUUGUUUGUAACUCCCAUCCUGGGACUGUUUUUGUAGCAUUAUCCAAGUAGGUAUGGUGAAUUCGAGAUAAACCAGUUUCUUUGUUAAAAUUGUAAGUUUCGUUGCUUUCUUUUGAUUGAGAACAUGGUGGCGUCAUAAAGUCAAGAUUUUGAUUAUAUUCUUGAGUAUCGGAAAAGAGAAUAGGUAUUUGCACUCAUAGUGGAAAUCAUUUUUAUCUAGGAAAACCUAGUAUGGCUUCAGAUACCUCUCAUAAGAGUGUGACUGAGUCCAGCUCUUUGGACUUGGAGGAUAUGCAGUUGAAUAUCAAUUGGGAAGAUGUGAUUUGCCCCGUCUGUUUGGAUUUUCCUCACAAUGGAGUGCUAUUACAGUGCUCUUCAUAUGAUAAAGGCUGUAGACCAUUCAUGUGUGAUACAGAUCAUACCCACUCAAACUGUCUUGACCGGUUCAAGAGUGCAUAUGGACUGCCUGCUGAUACAAAGAUUUCUUCUACUGUGACUGGGACAUCUGCAGUGGGCAUUCAAGCAAUUCCAUCUGAAACUGGCAACUGUCCAAGCUGCCCCUUGUGUAGAGGAGAGGUGACAGGGUGGAUUGUCAUUGAUGAAGUCCGUGCAUUUCUGGACACGAAGAAAAGAUGCUGUCAAGAAAAACAGUGUUCUUAUGUUGGCAACUAUAUGGAGCUGCAACUGCAUGCCAAACAAGAACACCCCCAUGCAAGACCAUCAGAGAUAGACCCAGCACAACAACUAGAUUGGGAAAAUUUCCAGCAGUCCUCUGAAAUUAUAGAUGUCUUGAGUACUAUCCACUCGGAAGUACCACAUGGUGUGGUAUUGGGGGACUAUGUUAUCGAGUAUGGGGAUGCUAGUGGUGAUCAGUAUGAAGAUUUCCCUGGGGAUGAUGGGAAUUGGUGGACGUCUUGCAUCCUUUAUCAUGUAUUUGAUAAUUUCAGGACUUCAAGAAACCAACGGAGAUCAAGAGCAAGUGAGACAAGAAGAAAUCACCGUAGAUCAAACUAUGAUGUUUCAAGCAUGUAUGAUGCUUCUACAUCAUCAGCAGACAAUUUAGAAUAUCAUUUUGAUGACUCUGAUGAUGAGUUUAGAGAAGCAGUUGGUGUAGCAUCUAGGGGAAGAGCUAGUCGCCGCAGCUACCGGAGGCGCAGAUCUCGUUUCCAGGAUUCUUAGGCACCCAUGUUAGGCACUUCUGUUUUUGGGGGAAUGUAAAUAUUUUAUUUCUUCUUUGGUUACCAACAAAACCCUUCUUAUGAAAUACUCUGUAAAUAUAAAUGAUCUCUAUAGUUUUUCAUGUUC